CUAGCAGUCAUCCUCAUGAUAUUAUUUCGUCUAUGUGCUUUUAAUGCAGGUCACGAGUUGGAACCAUUUAUCCUUUUCCGAAUCAUAGAAGUUCUGCACUCAUCCUACAAAGCUGGCCAUAUCCAGAUUGCAGAUUAUAUUAGCUUCUUCAUCACUUUGCUUUCACGCUUUCAAGUUUAUCCUGAGAAAAUCUAUCCUACUAAGAAGCAUGAAGGGAAGUCAAAUCGUGGAACCUUCAAAUCAGUUGUUAGGGCUGUUUGUUCUUGUUUGUCGCAGAUUGGAGAUGAUGUGCUCGUUCUGCAGUUGCUGGAAAAAGUUGUUCUUGAUGAGAUAUCUCACAAACGACCAGUAGAUAACAUAUAUGGUUUUAUAAGAUUGCUUAUCACACUGGAUUCAAAACCUACAAGACUUUCCGAGCAGACAAUAAAUAGAUUAAGCGAUGUCCUUCCGGAGUACUUCUUAGACGUUAUGACUCACAUUCCAGAGGAAGAUAAUGAGUCUUCUAAGAUAUUGAUUCGACAGACGAGGCAUUAUUACCUCCUUCCUGGUUUUUUCCUACUUGAUAGGAGUAACAUACUGUUAAAUCAGAUAUUGAAAGUGAUGGAAUCAUUCAUCAGUGCCAAUGUUUCAACGCUUUUGCCUCAUCAGGAUGGUGCUUUGGUGAAGGAUCAUUCAAGCAGAAUUCUUUCUAUAGCCUCUGUUCUCUUGCUUAUGCAUGGGGAUGUUAAGAUGCAGAAACUUCUUCUGGCAUGCAAGACACAGAUUACGAAUAUAUUACAAAGCAUGCUAACGCUAAAGUCUUCUGGGGAUAUUACCAUAUCAAUUGAAGAAAGACAUAAAAUUCGAAGUGCUUAUGAUAGACUGGUUGCAGCCAUUAGCACAUUGGAAUACGACUAACCUGGAUAGCAUGUUCGAGACUCAAUGGAGUUCAUGGUUAAGAAAGAGUUCAGCAACACAAUAGUCAUUCAAUUUUCUUUGAUGACAUCUAAAAGCUAACGUCUGCCAAUAGAGUGGAGAAAUUAUGGGACACAUUUGGCAGAAGAUAAACGGCAUUCAGUAAGUUGUGAGAAACGGAAGUGUCAAGUCUGUUCUGUUGCAAGAACUCAAGAGACAUCUCUGUCAACGGUGAACAUCAUAAGCCUUGUUAAGUCAACAGUGUAAGCUAUGUUGUCAGUGACUCAAUCUGAUGUCAACUCAAGUAAUGAUUCGGAUGCUAUUUGGCAAUUUGAUUUUCCCAUCUGCAGGUUUAGGAUAAGUUACAAUUACAAUCGAGUCUCAUUUCGUAGGGUAGUCCAUAAUAGUCACCACCCUACAUUUUAUAGUCACAUUUGUAAUUUUGUGUUCUUGCCAUAAUGAGAAAAGGCAGAGAGAGAAUGAAGGCAUAUAGGUAUAGGAUCCAACAGCAUAUGUCAGGGCUCUAGCAUUUCCUUCAAGCUGAGUUUUGCAAUGAAUUCUAAUAACAAGUUAUUUUCGAAUGUAAAGCAACUCGAAGGCCGAUUUAAGUAGUAGUAUUUGCAUUAUGUUCGUUA
Messenger RNA from Nicotiana tabacum (common tobacco), 1529 nucleotides. The record is from RefSeq and is a predicted model, not a curated record. Lineage: Eukaryota; Viridiplantae; Streptophyta; Magnoliopsida; Solanales; Solanaceae.